This is a messenger RNA of Hypoxylon trugodes, 1092 nucleotides long. RefSeq lists its product as uncharacterized. Bases 1 to 1092 code for a protein of 363 amino acids. NCBI's taxonomy places the organism in Eukaryota, Fungi, Ascomycota, Sordariomycetes, Xylariales, Hypoxylaceae. The record is from RefSeq and is a predicted model, not a curated record. The transcript has 2 exons.
AUGUCGAUCAAAUCCCUCAUUCGCAAGGUCUUUAGGAUCACCAUACACAUCGAGACGAUGGCGGCUCGGGAGCAUGAAGUAAUCGAACCAAUGGCGCCGCUAUCUAUCAAGGCAGAAGUCGAACCGGAUGGCGACGCGCAUUUAACUUCGUCGAUCCCGAGUCCGCCGAGAGAAGCAACUCCAGAGCUUCCGGGUGCCCCAGCGGAACAAAGUGGCGCAGAGCCGAGCCGUUCCCCUUCGCCCGUGGUGGUAGUGAAGAGCGAGGUCGAAGUUGAAGUCGCCUCCUCCGGAGAGACAACAGUAGUGGCAGAAGUUAGCAGCAGCAACACCAUCGUCUCGGAGCUUCCCGCGAGUCCCAAACGGGAACCGACAAUUUCUCCCGCCCCAGUACCGUCCCCUGCCCCUGCCGUCGCAGCAAUCAACAUUGUCAACUCAUCCCCUCGUAAGCGACGCUAUGACGAACUAGAAGUCGUUAUCAAAGAGGAACCGCUCGACGACGACAGCCGCCCGCCCACCCCCAGCCUAGAUGAAUACCCUUCUUCACACACCAUCAUCAAAGAAGAUGAAGACGAAGAGGACGAGAUCGAAUUCUCCCCGAAGAAGCAGCGGAGUUCCCUAGACAUCGACCUAUCCUCGAUCCCGCCUAGACCGGCCCUUUCGAAACUCCAGAAUCUUCGAGAAAGAAUGCAGCUCGCAAAACAACAACAAUCCGAGAAUUCCGUCUGGCAUAAAGAUUUCCCCGAUCGCCGACCCCUGCGGUGUCCCCAUUCCAAGCAUAAACCUCCCAACAUCAUAACCGCGGUAUCGAAGACUCUCCGCAGUUUCGGUAGGACGUAUUACAAGUGUGACGAUUGUGGAACAUACAAUUCCUUCAUCUGCUGGGCCGACAGCAAAGGAAUCUUCGAAGACAACCCGCGGUGCAACUGCGGGUAUCCGUCACGCGAGGACCUUACCGGCGAUACCUCCGCGCGGCCCAACCUCAUUUGGUAUAAAUGCGCCACCGAUUUCUGCAAAUUCACGUAUUGGACUACAGAUCCGUUGACUCCAGAGGAAGUAAACGAAUAUUGUGGCCGGAUCAAUUAUGAUGUAUGA